GAGAUAUACGUUACUUUAUCACGUUACUACCAGCAAUUCGAAUUGUUAUUUUUAAUGCUGAAAAAUGAAGCUGCUCAUCAUUUGGAUUCUUUCCGCAAUAGUUACUAUGAGUUACGGAAUACAUUUAAAAACCCUGUAUGAAUGGAAAUACGUUAAUUUUACUUGGGAUCCGUCGCAGAAGGAGCAAAUGGAAAACUCAAGUUACUAUGAUCCUAUGGAGUGUGCUUUAUACGACGUAGACAAGGCACCAGAUGGUAGGUAUUUUGUUACUGCGGUGAGGGGCAAGGGUGUGCCGGCCAGCUUGAUGACGGUAACUGACCAGACCGGAGAGGGUGGUCCGCUUCUGCGUCCUUAUCCUGACUGGUCUUGGUACCAGACGACAAAUUGCUUAGAAAACCACAUCAUAAGUGUCUUUAGGGUGUAUAUCAAAUGCAACUACAUCUUCGUCCUGGAUUGCGGUAAAAGUGAGCUUGAUGCCUCCGGAUUAACAACGGUGUGUCCCCCGCAGCUGUUGAUCUUUAAUUUGAAGUCUGAUUCCCUGGUUAAAAAAAUAGAAAUUCCCGAAGAAUACGUUUCUAAAAACGACAGUUUGUUAACGACACCUACCGUUAAAGUUAAGAAUUGUUAUAAAAUAUCGGACGCGAUGGUAUCUUUAGCUGAUACAGGAAGUUUCGGUUUAUUGACAAUCCAGUUAAAAAGCUGGGAAAUGUCGAAUAUCUGUAGAGUCGAGUCCGAAGACAUGAAACCGACCGAACCUGAGUUUACCAUAGAUGAUGAAAGUUUUUACUUGAAUGACGGUAUUCUUGGCAUGACAUAUAUGUCUGAAUGUCAUCACAAUCACAAUUCCGAUUUAUACUACUCUCCUUUGGCGGGGAAUGCAAUAUUUAAGAUGGAUGGAUACAAGCUAAAGAGUUGUUCCGGUUUUAAGAAGUCUAAUGAUCAAUUAGUGACUACGUUAUCAGGUCAGACUGGUCCCAUGGCAUCCAAAGGGUCCAUAAUAUUUUUCAGUAAUAUCCCAAAAACAGCCAUAAUGUGCAUGGACACUAGUGAAAAAAGAAACGCCAAUAAAACGGAUGUCGUUGUGCAAGAUGCCGUAAAUCUACAAUUUACAAGUGGAAUGAAGAUCAACGAAGAAUUACACAAUAAAACACGCAAAGAAGAACAACAUAAAUGUACAAAGAUAUGCAGUGGAGAGUUAAAUGUUAUGACAAAUCGUUAUCAGAAGAUUGCAAAUCACGAUAUGAAUAUGAAUGAGACAAAUUUUCGUGUUAUGAGAAUGGAUGUUAAAGAAAUAUGCGAGAACACAAAUUGUUUCGAAUCGUAUAAUUCUUGGCACAAUCAUCAUACUAAACAUCAUUGAUAAACAAAAACACACAUACACAUAUGCACACAUACAUACGGUUUAAUGGUAAAAAGUUUAUAUAUUAAUUAAAGUAAAGAUUAAUUUUUCCUUCUAAUAGAAUGACAUUUGUAUAAUACCGGAUCGCUAUAUUGCGCAGAGACGAGUGCAUUUAGCUCGGUAAUUCGCGUUCCGUUGCUGGAAUAUUGUAGCUUCUAAAUAAUAAUCAACGCUAGUUUGAUGCAGUCCCUUGUUAUCGGGGGCGCUAAUUAUUCCCGCUUCGUAUCAUCUGAUAUGAAAGUUUUAAUCGGCUAUAUAAUCAGAUAUAUAACGUAUGAUUAAAAUUAUGAAUCUGCUAAUAUCCGUCUGUGUUUCCCGGGAAAUUAAUAAAAUUAUGACGCAUAUUAUACUAUACCCGCUACGUGGUUAGCGAGUUGUUACAAUGGUAAUUUGGACGUGGUCAAUAAACCUCACAAAUAAAUGUCCUUUCCAUUUGACGCGUUGUAAACGCUUUCCACUACGCGAUGCCAUUAAAUCUCGAAAACAUAUAUUUCUCACGUACAUACAUUUUUACAUAGUUUAUAUAUAACAUAAAAAUAUAAUAUAAAAGGGGAUUUAGGAAAGAAAGAUGGGCUCGUUGCAGAAUAGCAGAUGUCACAUAAACAUUAAUUAAGUCGGAUAGAUUUUAAAAUUUAGAGAUAAGCACCGUCUCUUGUAUAAUUCUCUAUAUACACGGUGAUUCAGAACGAGUGU
Messenger RNA from Dinoponera quadriceps, 2092 nucleotides. RefSeq names its product major royal jelly protein 3-like. Bases 65 to 1360 code for a protein of 431 amino acids. Lineage: Eukaryota; Metazoa; Arthropoda; Insecta; Hymenoptera; Formicidae. The transcript has 6 exons. Gene Ontology annotation, cellular component: extracellular region. The record is from RefSeq and is a predicted model, not a curated record.